UUGAGUAAAUAAUAGAAUCAAAUAUAUAUUAAUGCAGAAACGUUCGUAACUAUUAGUUUGAUUUUUGAUUACUCCGUUGAGAGGAAUUAAUUCUCCACGAUGACUUUCACUACGUCGGCUAUCGCAUUCAUAUUCUACGGUGCAUUACUGCAGGUCGCCCGCUGCAAUGUAUUAAACCCUCCUUACUACAGUUCGAACCCAUCCAUUGCAGCUCAACAGGCCCUCCAAAAUAACGCUGCCUAUCAAGCUAUGAAGAAUAACCCAGCCCUUAAUCCGGAUAUUAUUCAGAAUAAUCCUUUGUUUAAUUACAAAAGUAUCUUAGAUUACCCUCCAUAUGCUCUCUACUGCGAUUGUGACUGUUCUCCAUACCUUAAUCAAUACACCGUCAACCAAAUCAAUCAAAUCGCCGAUCAGUAUAAUCAGAGACCCUGUGAUCUGCAACAACUGUAUUUAAUUAUCGAUUCCACCAUGCCUGAUUUGCCAGAAUCGUGGCGUAUGAAUAUGAUCGAAAGCUUGGCCAAAGGUCUUUAUGAUGAACAAGCACGCAGACAAUUGGCUUACCUUCCAGAAUACCCUUCAUUCUGUAACAAUAUUUAUCCGGACGCUAUGCAUACUAUGCCUAUUCUUACUAAACGAUCUCCGAACCCUGAUGUAUCACCAGCUUAUGUACCUCCAUCCAGCAUUAACCCAAUGGCAUAUUAUUACAAUUUGAAUUACUUGAUGGAUAAAAUCAUGCCUGAUAUUUCACCCCAAUUCAAACAAAAUAUCAAAGACGCUGUUUACAUGAACACCACGCCGGAAGAAUUGGGACAAGCUCCUGAACUGAUUAGACGAUUAACUAGUAACUUACGAGUUACCGUUUCUCAAAUGUACGAUUACCUUCCAACACUUUAUUAAGCGAUGUAUAAUUACGCCAGAAUCGUCACGAAACUAGUACCUACCAUUUCAACGAACCAACGAAAUCCGUGAAUUGAAUUGUAAUUUAACCAAAUAAACGUUUCAGUCCCCAA
Messenger RNA from Planococcus citri (citrus mealybug), 1010 nucleotides. RefSeq lists its product as uncharacterized. NCBI's taxonomy places the organism in Eukaryota, Metazoa, Arthropoda, Insecta, Hemiptera, Pseudococcidae. The record is from RefSeq and is a predicted model, not a curated record. Bases 100 to 897 code for a protein of 265 amino acids. The transcript has 5 exons.